GCCAAGCACGUUACGAAUCCAGGCACAACAGGAACAAGAAUCUCAUGUGCACAAAGAAACUGCGCCAGGGGCCGGUCACAGUCUGCGUUUGCGUCUGGGACUUCGCCUCUCACAGCACCCACGCUGCUCGUCGAUUGCUCGAACUCGUUUUUCUUCGAGUGAAGACAACUGUGGGCACGGUCACCUCCACAGCUAGCCUCCUGCCGAACGUGCGCCCUGACCCGUGCGCAACUAUUGAUUGAAUUCCUCUGCGGAUCGGCUCCUAGAGCGCCGUCGAGCCCGUAGGGCCGUGUCAUCCCUAUGAGCUCGGUUGUCUAUUAGCCUAUCCGGCACUCGAUCUUUGCUAGUAGUGCAACACCGGACAUUCCUCUGCGUCGAGGCUGUUGUGGAGUCUCCAGCCAUUUCUUCCGACCCCUGCCUUGCAGCAUGGGUAGAGCCACCAUUCUGAUACUCACAUCGUCAACAGGACCGACGAGUGACCCUGCCCGCUGAAGGAAUCAUCAGAUGUCUAUUAUGAGUCCCCUGCAAAUGCCGCGGACUGUGGUGCUGGUGGGUUCGUCAUCAAUACAACGACGAUCUUUGGGGCACACCAUGUCUCCAGAGAGUUCGAGUGAAGGAAAGGUAUGUUAUAUCCAUCAUGCCCGACACUCGUGAUUGAAUCAGGUCGAGUUGUCACCCUUUUGGCUUCAAGUUCCUCACUUUUUCGUUUCUUUGAGCGCUGGCUGCGUGACCUUCGACGAAACCCUCUUUGAUUGAACGGACGGGCUGGUCUUGUCUUUGUCUGCCGCGCUUCGGACGCGGCCAUACUCCUUUGUGGUUUGACACCCUACAAUACAACACCUACCAAACCAUGAUUCCGAGCGCACUUUUACUCGCUGCCCUGGCACCUAUCGUGAUGGCCGCGGAGCCGUCUCACUCUGGCAACUCGACAAGUUCGAGUUCGGGCGGUUCAUCGCCUCACCAGAACGAUGCCACCACACGCCAUCUGGAGAUGCUCAACAAGACGUUGGGCUACAACUAUCUCUGGUCUCUACUCGGAGUCACGGCGCUGCUCUUGGCUUUCAUGACGGCCAUGCGCAUCAAUGCUCAUAUCCGACAUCUGGCGUCAAUGGGUGGAUCUGGAUCCCUACGAUACUAUUCUACAGCCUCGCCGCUCAUGUCCUCCAUCAAGAGCAACCUUCUAUAUGCUCCCAUGUUGCACUACCGGCGGGCACGCGAACUGAAAUUGUCGAAGCAUGUCAACUUCGGCACCGUGCCUACACGCUUUCAAGCAAUCUUCAUUUUCCUCGUUAUCACCACCAAUGUUUUCGCAAGCACCUGGAACGUUCCCUGGUCGGAUCCCGAGCUCCAGGUGCUGCCGAUUUUGCGCAACCGGACCGGUACUUUGUCGGUGGUGAACCUCAUCCCAAUUAUGGUUAUGGCAACCAUAAAAAAUCCUCUGAUCACUCUACUCGAUAUAUCAUAUGACACGUUCAAUCUGAUGCACCGCUGGUUCGGCCGGAUCGCCGUGCUCGAAGCCAUUGCUCACACGCUAUGCUGGCUCAUUGCCAAGGUCCAAUCCAAAGGCUGGGACGCUGUGAAAGAGGCGAUGCACAGCCCGUUCAUCUACGGUGGCUUGAUCGCCACGAUAGCAUUCACCGUGAUCCUGCUGCAGAGCCCCAAAGUGUUUCGAAGCUUAUCCUAUGAGUUCUUCUUACACUUCCACUUCGUGCUGGCCCUUCUUGUUGUGGUGUUUCUCUACAGACACCUGCACCUGAGCAAUCUUCCACAAGAAUCUCUAUUGUGGGGAGCCGUUGCCAUCUGGGCCGCUGGCAGGGUCCUCAGACUGGGCACGUUACUCUACCGGAGCAUCGGAAGGGGAUUCUGCACAGCAAGCGUCGAGCCCCUGCCAGGCGGGACAGUCAAGAUCACCAUCACGACGCCACGACCCUGGGUCUACAGACCCGGUCAAUCAUUAUACCUUACCCUCCCUGCCCUCGGUCUCUGGACUGCCCAUCCCUUCUCCGUGGCCUGGUCAGGAUACGAGCGGGAGAGGGAGCGGCUCACCCGAUCUGAUUCCACGCGGUCCGAAUAUAACGAAAAGAAACCCAUCGUCGUUCGCGCGGGGACGCUGCCAGAAGUCGAAGUUUCCGGACAACAUACCGUUUCCCUCAUUGUGAAAAAGCACACAGGUUUAACGCAAAAACUAUGGCACCAUGCGCGGAACGCGGAAACAGGAGGGUCGUCUCUUUCCGCCUUCAUCGAGGGGCCCUAUGGGCGAGAAUCAAGCCUGUCUAGUUAUGGGACAGUCCUGCUUUUCGCAUCCGGGGUCGGCAUCACGCACCAGCUCGGCUUCGUUCGACAGCUCGUCCAGGGAUACCGAGAGGGAACUGUGGCCGCCAAAAGAAUCGUCUUGGUCUGGGUGAUCCCGACCAGAGACUGUCUCGACUGGAUCAGUUCGUGGAUGCACGAGAUUCUCAACAUGGAAGGGCGUCGUGAAGUUCUCAAGAUCUUGCUGUAUAUCACACGCGCGGGUCUAAGUCAGGCGGUGAGAAGUCCGUCCGAAAUGGUCCAGAUGUUCAAGGGCAGACCGGUCGUUGAGGACAUUAUUGCCCAUGAAAGUGCGCGUAAACUCGGCUGUGUCGGUGUCAGUGUUUGUGCUGGUGGAGGGUUGGCUGAUGAGGUUAGGAGGGCUUCGAGGAGAAUGCUUGACAGGGGUGCGAAUUUGGAUUUCUUCGAGGAAGGGUUUGGAUGGUGAGAGAAGGAAGAGCAGAAGCAAAGCAGUGCAAAGUAAAAGAGCGUUUGGUACGAUAUGGUAUAGUUAUACACGCAAGGCAAGGCGAACUCGACCGAAUACCAUGUCAGGGCCAUAUCGAGGUGAGGUACACGAGCGAGGAAAAAUAGUUUACCUGGCCCCGGCAAGCAAGCAAGCAGGCAGGCAGGCAAGCAAUGCAGAUGUGUUUAUCUUUUGUCACAGUAUAUCUCUAUUUGACUACAAUGAUCCUCUGUCUUCUGGACUAGACUGAAGGCCAACGCUGUUAUUAGUUUCAUACUGACUACUAGGUACCCAGGUACCCCCCU
Messenger RNA from Exophiala dermatitidis NIH/UT8656, 3060 nucleotides. RefSeq names its product ferric-chelate reductase. The record is from RefSeq and is a predicted model, not a curated record. Lineage: Eukaryota; Fungi; Ascomycota; Eurotiomycetes; Chaetothyriales; Herpotrichiellaceae. The transcript has a single exon. Gene Ontology annotation, biological process: copper ion import; intracellular iron ion homeostasis; iron ion transport. The coding region runs from base 851 to 2737 and encodes 628 amino acids. Gene Ontology annotation, cellular component: plasma membrane. Gene Ontology annotation, molecular function: ferric-chelate reductase activity.